Paramecium octaurelia is the source of this 222-nucleotide messenger RNA. NCBI's taxonomy places the organism in Eukaryota, Ciliophora, Oligohymenophorea, Peniculida, Parameciidae. The record is from the annotation of a GenBank genome assembly.
AUGCCAUUAGAUUUGGAAUAGAGCAUUGAGGAUAUAUUUAAUAUAAUUAAAGAACUUGAUUAAUAUGGAUCAAGUCAAAGUUAUUUGAAGAAUUUUUAUAGAUAUUCAGAUUUUAAUGGUAAUUUAUAUUUAUUUCCAAACUCUAUUAACAAAUAAUUUGAUUUUAGAAAGAAGGUAACUUUACUUAUGAAAAUUUCAAAAGAAUUAUUGAUUAAUAUCUGA